CAGUCUGUCAUCAGACUCAUGAGCAAACAGAGCCACAGCCCCUAAGAACUCCUGAGAGGUAGACAGACAUUUCUUUUGUCAAACACUAUUCCUCUUUGCUUUAUUAGAUGGCUUGUCUCCUAGGCUGUGCUUUCAAAGUUCAUCCUGUUAACAGGUUGAUCGUGUCCUGAGCUGAAGAUGUUUCCAGAACAGCAGAAAGGGGAGUUCGUGAGUGUCUGGGUCCGAGACCCCAGGAUUCAGAAGGAGGACUUUUGGCACUCUUAUAUUGACUAUGAGAUAUGCAUUCACACGAAUAGCAUGUGUUUUACAAUGAAAACAUCUUGUGUACGAAGAAGGUAUAGAGAAUUCGUGUGGCUGAGGCAAAGGCUCCAAAGCAACGCAUUGCUGGUACAAUUACCAGAACUCCCAUCUAAAAACCUAUUUUUCAACAUGAACAAUCGCCAGCACGUCGACCAGCGCCGCCAGGGCUUGGAAGAUUUCCUCAGAAAAGUCCUGCAGAAUGCACUCUUGCUUUCUGAUAGCAGCCUCCACCUCUUCCUGCAGAGCCAUCUAAACUCUGAGGACAUUGAAGCAUGUGUUUCUGGGCAGACCAAGUACUCGGUGGAAGAAGCCAUUCAUAAGUUCGCCUUGAUGAACAGACGGUUUCCCGAAGAAGAGGAGGAAGGGAAGAAAGACACGGAUGCAGAGUAUGACUCAGAGAGUUCAUCCUCUGGGCUUGGACACAGUAGUGAUGACAGCAGUUCUCAUGGAUGUAAAGCAAGCCCAGCUCUGCAGGAAUCCUGAGAAGGAAUUCUAGGGCUACCACCUUCGGAACAAAAUUGUGCCCAGCCAGAAAGAACGCUUGCUCGUAAUAGAUUCUUACCUAAUGCCACUGUCAGUAUCCUAGGUAGUUAAAUUCUUAAAGUGGUGGGUUAUUAUUAGUAGUAGUUUUAUGUUGUCUAAUUCUAGCCAAGCUUCUGUAUGAAGCUGUAAGGUCUGUGAAUGCCAUUCGACCCUUUAUUGCCAUCCCAUGCUUGUAAAUACGAUCCUGCUGUCAAGUGAAAUGAGUUAUACGCUAUAUAUAUAUAUACACACACACACACACACACACACAUAUAUAUAUAUACAGUGGAUCUUAACUGAAUUUUAAAGAGCUAGAUGUAUUAGUAGCGUUUAAAGCCAGACAGACUAUCCUUGCUGUAUCAAUGAGGAAGUUAGCUGUAAACACACUGUGUGACCGGAGCCAGAGUACAGAGUCACGGCACAGCAGACUGCCUGCCUCUCUGACGAGUGGCUCUUGUUUUGUGAGGACUUCUUCUCUGGAAAAUACUUUGCCUUCAGGUAUUUGAUUGAAAUAUUUAAGAGUAUUUAAGCUUUCCAGUAUACUGUGUCAUGUGUCAAUGGAAAAAUACGUCUUACAGAUAGAGAUGUACUAAAAAAAAUGUUUACAUCUUAGGAGGGAGAAAAACAGAAGUGUUUGUAAUUUUGCUUAAAUUUGUCACACGACAAAUACAUUCUCACUGUCCAAAUUCAGCUUAAACAUGGCUUCUUGGUGACAAGUCAUUCUUUUACCAUUGUGCAAUUAGAAUCAUAGCUUAUGAUUUAUUUUCUGACAUUAAAAAAAAAAAGCACCAGGUAACUUUCAUCAGUGGGGGCUCCUCUGGUAGGUCCUGUUCAUUUUUUUUUUUUUCAGUUAGAAAAAGAUUUUUUUAAGUGUUAAUUUUACCCAUAAAUAUUUCAGUAAUUUUGGAGAGUGGGAGUUGGGUUGCUAAUGUCAGACUCAUGUUCACGUUUUAGAAGCCCUUUCUUUUUAGGUGUCUUCCAGAAGAUUGGCUUAGUUUGAAUAAAAUAACUUUUUUUUUUUUUUAAAGUGGCCCGAAGAUAAGAUGUCUCGGCCUACCAUGAGCUUCCGGUUUCAGAUAAAGCAGCAUUUUCCUGGGAUUAAUUAGCCAAGUGCUCCCCAGAGUCUUCCCAGGUAUCUCUGGGAGCCAGCGGAAGGAAUUUUCACCUAAGUGGGAUAACUUGUUGCUUCCAAUGGCUCCCCCUCCCAUGGGUGCAAAAGCUGCUGCAAAAAGCAGCCAUUUAUUUGGGUCCUUAGGAGUUAUUGUAUUAAUAAAAAGUUAUUGAAUAGUCCUUUGAGAUGCCUGUUACAGAGAAUUGGUUUAAAAAAAAAAAGAAGAAAUAAACAUUAAAUUUGGAAUAAGAAUGUUUUUUUUUAAGUUCUGUCUGAAACAUUAUUACGCUUCUGUACAUAUUUUGACUCAUGUCUUAUAUCCUGUUAGCGUUCUCCUCUCAUUGUCUUUAUUUUAAUGCCGAGAUUUAGCAGCUGUAUGCAAAGUUUCAGAGCAACCCCCACUCCUCAGCAGAUGAAUUCACAUUGUUUAUGUUUUACGGUGUUUUUGGAAAGCAUAUAUUGUGACAUCGUUACCAUACGACUUCUUGAUGACAUAAUGUAGCCUUCAAAGCUAAUAUGAAGUGAUGCUCGGUAAACUCCACAGUCGCUCUUUUCACAUUAAACACAUGGGAAAAAAACAAAACCAAAAAA
Molecule: messenger RNA, 2524 nt
Organism: Grammomys surdaster
Lineage: Eukaryota; Metazoa; Chordata; Mammalia; Rodentia; Muridae
Gene: Snx10
Product: sorting nexin 10
Exons: 7
Coding region: 178-783 (201 amino acids)
Biological process (GO): intracellular protein transport
Molecular function (GO): phosphatidylinositol binding
Source: RefSeq, a predicted model, not a curated record